Messenger RNA from Pneumocystis jirovecii RU7, 816 nucleotides. RefSeq lists its product as uncharacterized. The transcript is spliced from 7 exons. Lineage: Eukaryota; Fungi; Ascomycota; Pneumocystomycetes; Pneumocystales; Pneumocystaceae. Bases 1 to 816 code for a protein of 271 amino acids. The record is from RefSeq and is a predicted model, not a curated record. Gene Ontology annotation, molecular function: GTPase activity.
AUGCCACGUGUAGGAGUUCUUGUUAUGGGACCCGCUGGCAGCGGAAAAACGACAUUUAGUCAAGCAUUGGUCGGACAUAUGCAGCAAAUGGGCCGUGCAGCCCAUCUUGUUAAUCUCGACCCGGCAGCAGAUGCACAAGAGACAGAAGCAACAAUCGACAUUAGAGAUUUAAUAUGUCUGGAAGAAGUGAUGGAAGAGCUUGAAUAUGGGCCAAAUGGAGGACUGGUAUAUUGCUUUGAUUUUUUAAUGAGUCAUCUUGAUUGGCUUGAGGAAGAGAUUGUAGGGCUAGAUAAUGAUUAUUUAGUGUUUGAUAUGCCGGGACAGAUUGAGCUGUAUACACAUAUUCCGGUGCUUCCAAUGCUUGCAAAACAUAUGCAUCAUCAUUUGGGGUUUCGGCUUUGUGCAGCGUAUCUUUUGGAGUCACAAUUUAUUGUAGACAAAGCAAAAUUUUUUGCAGGAGUGAUGAGUGCAAUGAGUGCGAUGGUGAUGCUCGAAAUUCCUCAUAUUAAUAUCAUGAGCAAGAUGGAUCUAAUUGAAUCACAAGUGCGUAAAAGUGAUUUGAAACGAUAUUUGAAUCCGGAUCCUUUUUUAUUAAUAGACGAGGUAAACGCAAAAACAAAUCCUCGGUAUCACGAUCUUAAUCGAGCAAUUGUUCAGCUGAUUGAUGAUUUCCAUAUGGUUUCAUUUUUACCUUUAAAUAUAGAUGAUGAAGACUCUAUAGCAAUGAUUUUAGCGUACAUUGAUGACUGCAGUCAAUGGAAUGAAGAUCAAGAACCCAAAGAACCUAAAGAUAUAGCUGAUAAUGAAAACGAAUAA